AUGGCUGCAACAACUGAUGAUAUCAUGAACUACCUUAAGGCAAAUACCAAAUACUUUGAGAAAGCUACUACUGCUAAUAGAUGGGAUAGUAAAAGAAAAAGAGAUAUUCUUCCUGGUUUCUUACAUGGAGUUGCUGAUGAGUGGCAAACAACUUUUUAUGUAACUCAAAAUACAGCAGGAACACCAAAUUGA
This is a messenger RNA of Scutellospora calospora, 192 nucleotides long. The record is from the annotation of a GenBank genome assembly. NCBI's taxonomy places the organism in Eukaryota, Fungi, Glomeromycota, Glomeromycetes, Diversisporales, Gigasporaceae.